AUGGAAUUUGAUGAAAAUGAUGAUGAAAAACCGGGAACAAGUGUUUCAGACAGUGAAGUGAGUGAAACGGAGGGGCAUAUCUAUAAAGUGCUGGGACAUGACACUUUCGCAGAUUUGAAGAAAAUCAAUGUUGUGCCAACAUGGAUUAAACAAGGUGAAACAUUUGCAUCAGGACUAAAUGAAGAAAGUUGUGCAGAGCUUGAUUUUGUCAAAGGUUUGCAUCCGUUGCUUGCACAUCGUGUGAGGGAGCAUCUCAAGCAAUGGUAUCCCGUCCAGCGAGCAGUUCUUCCAUGUCUUAUAGCUGCAACUAAUGUUUGUUCGAUUUUUCCUCCAAGAGAUUUGGUGAUUAGUUCUCCAACAGGUAGUGGUAAAACACUGUGUUAUGUAAUUCCAAUUUUAAAUGCUUUACGAGAAUGCACGAUGAUGAAUUGUCUUUUCGCAUUAAUUAUGGUUCCAGUACAGAAUCUUGUCGAUCAAAUAGAAAAGGAGUUCAAAAAAUAUAACGUUUUCAAUAUACGUAUCGCCUCGCUAUGUGGAAAUCAUGAUCUUAAUGCUGAAAGACAACAGCUUGAAAGCGCAAAUAUAGCAAUAGCAACGCCAGGUCGUUUGAUGGAGCACAUAGCAGAUGUGGAUUUUCCUGUCAACUUCACAUACUUAAGAUAUUUGGUAGUGGAUGAAGCAGAUCGCAUGUCACAUACAGCUCGCAUUGAAUGGCUUAAUGAUCUCGAAGCUGUUACAAAUUAUAAUCAUAAUUGUGUCACAAUUGAUGAUCUCUAUGGCACAAGUUUUUUGCAAAAAAUACUGCUUUCUGCCACAUUAUCUUUAGAUGUUGAAGAUCUCCAUCAAUGGCGCCUUCGACAUCCUCGUCUUUUCAAGGCGGUGAAAGAAGAUAUCGUUGUAAUGAAUGAGUCAAACUUAAACAAUAUUAUCAUUCCAACUUCAUUAAAGAUCGAAUACAUUGUGUGUGACACGAAAUUUAAACCAUUUGCGACACAUGAUCGAAUCGAAAGACAACAAUCUUGGAAAAAAAUUCUAAUAUUCGUUAACAGCAAGAUGGCCAGCUAUCGGCUUGCAGUAUUAUUGAAAACGCUUAGCGCUGGAAAAUAUCAAGUCGAAGAACUGUCAUCAAAUCUUUUUGGUAAUCGGCGACAGAAAGUGCUGGCAAGAUUCAGGAAAGGAACAACACGAGUGCUUAUUUCAAGUGAUGUCUUGUCUCGCGGGAUUGAUGUUGAAGAUAUUGACGUCGUAAUUAAUUAUGAUAAACCACUUAACGAAAGAUUAUUUGUUCAUCGGAUAGGACGAACAGCGAGAAAAAAGAUCUCCAAACUACCCUCCGAAAUGUUUCUUUCACCGGAAAGGUUAAAGAAAGAAAUUUCGAAGGUGUGA
Molecule: messenger RNA, 1386 nt
Organism: Acanthocheilonema viteae
Lineage: Eukaryota; Metazoa; Nematoda; Chromadorea; Rhabditida; Onchocercidae
Source: the annotation of a GenBank genome assembly